AUGGCUGUAUCAUUUGAAUAUGGAGUUGUUUUAGCCAAAAUGCAAAGUCUCCUUUCGGAUAGAGAUCGAGAGCGAUUGUAUUUUCUCCUCGACGACGAUAUUCAAGAAACUUUCCGAAAGAAUUAUACAAUUAGCAAAGCAUUUCAUGUGCUUGAGUUCUUUCUCCAAAAGAGCACCGUAAAUAACGAAGAUUGCGAUUUUAUCAUUGAAGCGUUCACGGCUAUUCAUUGUCAUGAUACUGUGAAGCGAUUAAAAGAGUAUCAAGCAAUCCAAACGAACGCAAAUCAACAAGCUGUCUCGAUUGAACAGAUCCUAUCACAGAACAAUGAAAAUCCUACCGUGCCUGAUCAAUUUCUAUCGAGAAUAAAUACAGAAUUAUCAAGCCCCUUUCUACAUAGAAGUACCAACAGUACAACACCAACAAACACGUUUGACUUAGUGCCAAAUAAGAAACAAGAGAAUACUAAACAACCUCGACGGAAAAUUUGUCAACGGAUUUUAAUUGGCAUUAUUGUUCUAAGUGUAACUAGUCUUCCACUAGUGAUUGUCUUAUCGCAGAGAUACAUCGAACGAACUUCGAAGCUAAAACAAGGUGAGAUUUUCUCAGACGCUCUAGAACUAUUUACUCAGCUAACACGUCGUUCAUGA
Messenger RNA from Adineta ricciae, 648 nucleotides. The record is from the annotation of a GenBank genome assembly. Lineage: Eukaryota; Metazoa; Rotifera; Eurotatoria; Adinetida; Adinetidae.